AUGGCGUCCACCUCGGUCGUCUCCUCUCCAGUCACUCAGCUCACAAGUAAAAUUCAGUGGAACACAAUUGUAGGCAUUAUACUUGGCCUAGUCUGUUUCUUGUCUAUGAUAUUUUUCCUGCACCGCGUACAACAGACAGGGAUGGGGCUCACCUGGAUUCUCCGUGUAUUCAGACCGUUCCGUGAUCUGGCGUCUCUCCGGCCGCCUGCAGCUCAAUCUGUUACGAGGCGCAGGCGCAGGCGCCAGAGACGUGGUACCUGGGUUGACACGCUCCCUGUGACCCUAAGGCCAACGUUCGAACCCAGUCCCCCUCCAUAUGCCAUGGCCGAUCCACGCCCUUCCGUCUUCCUCGAAGACGCUCAGCGUGGGGUGACAACCAGCCGAACGUAA
Serpula lacrymans var. lacrymans S7.9 is the source of this 390-nucleotide messenger RNA. RefSeq lists its product as uncharacterized. Lineage: Eukaryota; Fungi; Basidiomycota; Agaricomycetes; Boletales; Serpulaceae. The record is from RefSeq and is a predicted model, not a curated record. The coding region runs from base 1 to 390 and encodes 129 amino acids. The transcript is spliced from 3 exons.